Messenger RNA from Orycteropus afer afer, 981 nucleotides. It is a transcript of the gene ART4, whose product is annotated as ADP-ribosyltransferase 4 (inactive) (Dombrock blood group). The coding region runs from base 1 to 981 and encodes 326 amino acids. The transcript has 3 exons. Lineage: Eukaryota; Metazoa; Chordata; Mammalia; Tubulidentata; Orycteropodidae. The record is from RefSeq and is a predicted model, not a curated record. Gene Ontology annotation, molecular function: NAD+-protein-arginine ADP-ribosyltransferase activity; NAD+ poly-ADP-ribosyltransferase activity.
AUGAGGCUGCAAGGGCGAAACAGAAGUACUUUUAGCACAAGCAAAUGCUGUCCAUUGACCAGCAGAAGCAGGACUUCUCCCUCGACUACUGCAGAUCCUGGAAGGAGAAUUGGUCUGCUGAGAGCACAGCUGCUGCUCCUACUGCUACUCUCCAGCCAGCAGAAACCCACCUGGAGUUCUCAGGUUGAAACUAAAAUUGACUUUGACUUGGCCCCAGAUUCCUUUGAUGAUCAGUACCAAGGCUGCAGCAAGCAGGUCAUGGAAGAGCUAAAUCAAGGAGAUUAUUUCACAAAAGAACUAGAAAGCCAUAGGAAUUACUCUAGGGCCUGGCACAAAGCUCACUUAACCUGGCUGAACCAAGCAAAAGCUCUCCCCAAGAACAUGACUACUGCACAUGCUGUGGCCAUUUUGGUCUAUACUUUGAACAACAAUGUUAGCUCUGACUUCACUAAAGCCAUGGCCAGUGUUGGCAGAUCUCCACAACAGUACAAUUCAUUCUCUUUCAAAUAUCUACACUACUACCUGACCUCAGCAACUCAGCUGCUGAGGAAAGAAAUCAUCAAGAAGAAUGGCACUCUGUGUUAUAAGGUGUAUCACGGGGCAAAGGAUGUCCACUUUAAAGCCCACCUAGGUGACAUCAUUCGAUUUGGCCAGUUCCUGUCCACCUCCUUCCUAAAAGAAGAGGUACAGAAAUUUGGGAACCAAACAGUAUUUAGCCUAUUUACCUGCCUGGGGGCACCUGUAGAAGACAUCUCCCUCAAAAAGGAGAUCCUGAUCCCACCCUAUGAGUUGUUUGAAGUUGUAAAUAUAAGCUACCACCCAAGAGGAAAUUGGUUGCAAUUGCAGUCAACUGGAAAUCUAAGCACAUAUAACUGCCAGCUGCUAAAAGCUUCCAGCAAGAAGUGUAUCCCUGCUCAUUUAGUUACUGCUUCUCUGUCCCUUUUGACCAGUGUCAUCAUCUUUUCCAAAAGCAGAGUAUAG